CGGGCCGGAAGCGGCCGCUGCUCCGCGCGCCAUUUUCAAAGGUUUUCAAACGCUGGGACAUCGCGGCCACUCCGCAGCGGCCCCGCUUGCCGGCGCCUUCUUUUAGUGUUACUGCAGAAAAUUCUCUUCCUGUACAAACUGACACGGUUUUGUUCAUGAUAUUUCUUCUGCAAAAGUUUCUCGAUUAGAUUAGUAAAAAAAUCUUUGUUCUUUCUAAAACACGAGCUCUUAAGCAAAUCUGAUGAACUAUUUUAAGGUAAUUUAAUAUUUUUAACUGAUACAAGUCUUCUUAAGGAGAAGAUGAGAUCAGGAGUUACCAGUUUUCUUCUGUAGUAGUAUAAUAUGUAUUCCUGAGACUCAGUCUAGACACAGUAACACAAUCACACUUUUCCUGAAUUCAACAAAGAAUUUUCAACUUUAAUGCAGAAAUACCAAGGACUUGUUUCUUUAAUCUUUGAAGACCAUUUACUACACAUCAGGACAUUGACUUCCACUUAGCACACUGGUGGAAAGAAACUGCGCCACCGCUUCCUUCAGCCAUCCCAGCACAGCAUGUAAGGGAUUGUUGGCCAUACCAUUGCUUAGUUAAUAUCCCAGCAACCUGAACCUCUUCAAGCAAAUAUUUUUGGUGGUACCCAGAACAGAUGCCGUGCUUAUAGGACUGGUGAUUCUCAUCUACAGAGCAGUACCCAGCAACCACAGGUGUUCUGUUUUUCUUGACUGACAAAAGCAGCUUUGGAGGUGUGUUUACAAUGAAUACAAGUGCAGAGCGAAGGUUCCUUAAUCUCAGGAAACGUCUGGAUCAGCUGGGCUAUCGGCAGUCACUGGGAGUGGAGAGUUUACCUUUGGUGGAAAAGCUUUUCAGUGACUUAGUUCAUACAACAGAGAGCUUGCGCAGAGCAAAGUUAUCUUCUGGAAAAACUGAGAAAGAAUGCAACAAUUAUGAUACUAUUUUGGAACCUUAUAAAACAGAGAAUGCUAGACUUACCAGGGAAAAUAAUGAUCUACAUUUAGAAAUAUUAAAACUUAAAGAGCAGUCUGAUCAUCAUAUUAAAGAUUUGAAAGCUUCCUUAAGGAGGGUUGAACAUGAAACAUCUGACUUGAAAUUUUUGAAUAACCAGUAUGUACAUAAAAUUAAAAUGCUGGAAAAAGAGACCAAAGCCAAGAAUGAAAAAAUUCAGCAGCUUCAGGAGAAGAAUCUGCAAGCAGUGGUGCAAACACCUGGUGGCAGGAGGAAAAGCAUUCCCUUCAGGCGUCAGCGCAUGCAGAUAGACCACCUUGUGCCCCCAUCAGGUGUCAGUGCCUACCCAGUGCCUCAGCCAGAGGACCCUUACAUCGCAGACCUUCUCCAGGUGGCUGAUAAUCGAAUUCAAGAACUGCAGUCAGAAGUAACAGAGCUACAGGAAAAACUGGAGGCAUCUGAAAGUGGAAUGAAAAAUUAUAGCAAACAGGUUGAGAUAAGAGACAAAGAAAUCGAGCGCUUAAUGCUGGCAUUGAAUGGUGGGCGUUCUCAUGAGGUUCUCUCUCUGGAAUCAAGAGCUAAAAGUAAUGAGAAGCUUAUUUCCCACUUGAAUUUACAGGUUGAAUAUCUUCAGCAAAAAAACAAAGAACUUGAAAAUCGCAUUCAAGAUCUCUUGAACACUAAACAAAAUGUGACUAGUGAGGUAGUGGAUUUAAGCAAUAAAAAUGAAGAACUGUGUCAAGAACUGAAUGAAAUAGAUCACUUGGCACAGCAGUUGGAAAGACACAAAGAAAUAGUGCUUGAGACUGCAGAUAAGGAAAUAGGAGAAGCAAAGAAAGAAAUUGAAAGAAAAGUCAGUGAAAUACAGGAUCUACAAGAAACAGUAACAAGGCUUAAAUCAGAGUUGUGCUCAUGUCAAAAGGAGAAUGACAGACUGAAUGAAGAGCUCAUUGGGAAAAAAGAUGAAAAAGGGAAUCUUGAGUUGUUGUUAAGCCAGCUUCAACAAGAGAAGCAAAGGCUGACAGAAAAAACAGAGCACUUAGAAAGAAAAGAACGAGAAUUUGUCCUAGAAAUUGAAAGAAUGAGAUUAGACUACGGUAUUGCCCUAGGAGACAAAUCUCCAUCUCGCCUAGAUGCAUUUGUAAAGACCUUAGAAGAUGACAGAGACUACUAUAAGCGAGAAUUAGACUAUCUUCAGAAAAUGGUAAAACUAAGGCCUAGCCCAAGCCGCAGGACUGCAGAGAAGAGCGAAGAGGUUAAAUCAAUCACCAGAGAAAGAGAUGAGCUGCGGUCUGUGUUAGACAGAUUUGAAAAACACAUGAUAGAAAUUCAGUCCAAUGUCAAAUUAUUGACUGCAGAAAGAGAUAGAUUAAAUGUUCUUUAUGAGCAGUCUCAGAGUGAAUUGAACAGGAUGAGAAGAGAAGCAAAACACAGCUUAGUUUCUCAAAGUACCUUAGAAGAAGAAAGAGACAUUGCACUGACUGAUUUUAAAAUACUAAUGGCAGAAAAAGAAAGUCUUGGAGAAAAAUUGAAGAUGCAUCAAGAAGCAGCAAACCAUGAAAAAUUAAAGCUGCAGCAUGAUAUUUCAGAAUUGGAGAACAGAAUUCAAGGACUUAAGAUUGAAAAGUGUGAACUAAGGACUACAGUCUCUAUCCUGAAAGAAAGAAUAAACUAUUUGGAAAAUGACUUAAAACUGAAGUCAAAUAAACUUGCCCAGACUUCUGAUGAUUCUUCUCAAUUUAAAGUUGAGAUAUGCUCACUUCAGCUCUUAAAUGACCAACUCCAGAAGUCUGUUGAAGAUUUACGGGACAGAUUGUCCCUCAAAGAGGAUGAACUGCAAACAGCUCAUGAAGAAAUUAUAAAGCUGAAGGAGAUAAUAGAUAGGUUAAACCAGAGGAGCACUUCACAGGAUGAAGCAGUCAGUGUGCUGAGAAGUACAAUUAGUGUUUUGGACAAAGAAAAGGACAGUCUUCAAGAAACCGUAGAUGAAAAAACAGAAAGAAUUGCAUGCUUAGAUGACAACUUAGCUAACAGGGAAAAAACAAUUGCUCAUUUACGUUUAACUCUCUCUGAGCUGGAGUCCUCAACAGACCAGAUGCAGGGCAUGCUGAGCAACAGAGACCGUGAGAUAUCCAGCUUACAUCGCCAGCUUGAUACAUCCCAGGUAGAGCUUGCAGAAAUGGGAAGGGUAAAGGAAAUGGCUCUGAAAGAAAACAGAAGACUGCAAGAUGACCUGGCUACAAUGGCCAGAGAAAACCAGGCUAUCAGUACUGAGCUUGAAGAUGCAAUACGUGAAAAAGAAGAAAUGAAAACCAGGGUUCAUAAUUAUAUAGCUGAAGUCUCCAGAUUUGAGACCUUGAUAGCUUCAAAGGAAAAAGAAAACCAAGAAUUGUUAGAGAAGUUCCGGAUGCUCCAUACACAAGCUGAAGACUGGGAAAUGAAGGCUCAUCAAGCUGAAGGAGAAAGCAGCUCAAUACGACUGGAGCUCCUUUCAGUAGAUACAGAUCGGAGACAUCUUCGAGAGAGAGUAGAAUUUCUGGAAAAAGAGAUUCAAGGGCAUAUUGUUGCACAUCAAGUAUAUGAAUCUCAGAUCUCCUCCAUAACGAAAAAUAUAUCCAGACUGGAAGAGGAUCUUAAACGUGAAAAUCAGGAAAAGGCUUCUGUGUUGGCAGACCUCACUUCUGUGAGAGAACUCUGUGUGAAACUUGAGGCUAACAAAGAACUUGUAGCUCGACAGCUGAUGUCCAAAAGCAUGGAUUAUGAAAGGGUUCUAGGAGAAUUAGAAGAUAUAAAAUCAGAAACAGAGUUGCUGAAAAAGCAGCUAUCCAGUGAGAGACUUACAGUUCAGAAUCUUGAAACGUUAUUGGCUACUAGUAGAGACAAAGAAUUUCAAAAUCAAUUAAUGUCCCAAGAGAAAGAUACCGAUAUUCAGUUACUGAAAGACAAGCUGACGCUGGCUGAGAGUAAACUAAGCAGCAAUAAUAGAGAGGUUUCCAUACUUCGAAGUAAAGUUGCACAAAUGCAGACUGAGUGUGAUGUUUUAAAAAGGAAACUGACAACUGAGCGCUUUGAACGAGAGCGAGCGAUUCAGGAGAUGCGUCGCCACGGCCUCUCCACGUCCUCACUCCGGGCUUCGCCUCCCCUCAGCUCCACACUGAGAUCUCCCUCGCAUUCUCCAGAACGCAGCGCUGGGAGAACUGAUCAAGCAGCAGCUGAAAAGUUUCUUGAGAACUGAGCUCAGCGUGGCAUGAACCCACAUUGUCAGCAGUUUUUCUCUUCUGCGAAUUUUUGGGCAAAGCAGAAAGUGGAAACUGUAGCAAAUGAGAUACUGACAGUGGGGAUGAAACAGCAGAUAAGCCUUUUGCUUUACUGGUGAGCCCCUAGGCAUACCCUGUUGUGUCGCAAAACAACAUUUUGACUGAGAUGAUGACAGAUACUGUAUUUCUGAGAAUGAGUAUCAUCAGUAGAGAAUUGUCUUUAGUCUUCCUUGCUUUACAGUGAGUCCUGAGAACAAUAAAAAGUCCAGUUGCUAUGUUUGGAGGAUACCAUGUAGUAGCUAUUUUUAUCUAAUAUUUGUAUCCCUAGUUUUCACAGUCUCAACUCUGUCCUAUAUCUUACCAGAAAAUAUCCCAUUUUCAUGAAGUGUGUAUUUUUAAAGAAGGUGGUUUUUAACAACUGAAUUCACAUACAGUUGUUAUGCAUAUCUUGCCUUUUAAAUGUAGCAAUUACCGUAGAGUGAUCUCAGCAGUACUGUUACCAUCUUUCAUCCUUGUUUAUUCCUUCUUGGGAGCUUACCAGAGUGAAGUGUAGUCUGUAAUUACUGUUCUGUAGUGUUACUGCUGUCUUUCUCUAACCUGAUUAAUCUUCUCAAGAAAUUUUCUCUUCCUCCUCAUCUCACUUUUACUUUGGUAAAUCAUUUUAGCUAUGGGCCAGUGGUGUAGAGUUUUAAGUAAUAUGCUAAUUGUUGAUAUUUGGGAAUAACAGAAGAGCAUCUGAGGAGGCUAAAGCUAAUUACUACUUUUUAUCCUAAUAUUAAGUAGUAAAAUAUAAUAGUUACCUUUAUUUUGACAUCUUUUCUUUCUCCACAGAAGUGUGACCUUCAAGGAAUAACCAGUACUUGAGUAACUGAAGCAUUACCUUGUUACAAGGACUUUUUUUUUAUAAAUUAUGAAUACUGUCUUGUAUUUUACCUCUGUUUUCUUCAAAUCAGUGAUUAUCUUUGAAACCUCUGAGAACGGGUGAAGUAAUCAACUUUGCAAAAUUCUGCUUUCCCAACUGGCAGGAGUGACUGACUUUUUCCUGGCUGUUUGACAGGUUUUAGAUCAAGCCUGGAUAAGUUUGGUUACUAUUUUGGAAACAUAGUAAUUAUAAGAAGGAAAUGAGUACUUGAUUUGACAAUCUUUUACUAUUUUAUUUGUUUGUUUAUCUCAUAUGAUUGCAGAAGUUUAUUCAUCUUAAUGUGAGCUAACAUAGAAUAAAAUCCCCAACUGUGUUAAAAAUGGUGAGCCAGUUUUCUACUCAUGAUGAUUUCCUAUGUUUGUGCUUCUAACAAGUGUUUUCUGUUUUCAGGUUAUUCUUUAUGGUAUUUAAAAGUAUUGAUUAUCUAUUCUGUGAAUGCAUUUUGUUUACUGAACCUUUUCUUAAUAAAAAAUAC
Molecule: messenger RNA, 5615 nt
Organism: Poecile atricapillus (Black-capped chickadee)
Lineage: Eukaryota; Metazoa; Chordata; Aves; Passeriformes; Paridae
Gene: CEP135
Product: centrosomal protein 135
Exons: 27
Coding region: 753-4196 (1147 amino acids)
Source: RefSeq, a predicted model, not a curated record